GCCCAUUAUAAAAAUAACCCUCUGCACAAGUCAUUCAUUCUCUCUCAGUCUCACCUUCUCUCUUCUCUCCUUUCUCUCCUCUUUAGGUCAACCAAAGGCAUAAAAAGAACCGACUUCCUUCAUUUUACUCUAAGCAAGACACCUUCCUGUUCUUGUUCCAAAGACUGCUUUGUCAGUCCAAAGACAGAGCACCUCUCUUUUGUAGAUUGUGUAUGACUUUUGAAUGAUGUCAGGAGAGGUCGGUAGUGGGACCACCUCAGCCAAUGCAAGCACCCAGUCCACUCCCACUCCGCCCAACAUCGGUAGGAGGGGCCGAAGACUGAGAAAAUGUGCCACGCCCAUAAAAUCUGCCAAGAAAGACGAGAGAGGGACGUUCCCACAGACUGGCAGCCUUUCCCUCGUCCUCCCUCCGGGGACUAACUCGUCAAAUUCGGACGUUAUCACUCCCUCUUCAUCAACAGCGACCACGCCUGCUAAAAUCGAAAAUGAAACCAAGGCCACGCCUAUUCGUGCUCCUCUCCCAUCACCGUCGACCCUACCCGGUACAUCAAACCUCAUUAAAAAGAGAAAGAGGAUACCCUAUACUCUUGUUGAAGCUACUAAAGGAAUUCGCUGUCCUACUUCUGGUUGUUAUGGCCUAGGCCACGUCACUGGUCUGUAUGCCAUGCACUAUGCUGUGUCUGGAUGCCCUAUCGCUGCUCAGGCAAAGAAAGAACUAGAAAAGGAUGUCAUCAAGCCGCCACGCCCGCCCCCGCCCCAUCCAAGCUUCAGGAAAAAGAAAAGACGGUUCCGAUCCUACAAGAAGAAAGUUCCUGCACAAAAUGGAGCAUCUAAGACUGGAGUGACUCCUCCUAUUAAUGAGCCACACGCCAUCGGAGAGACAGAGACAUUGUCAAAAGCACCUACCACUCGAUUAUCAUCUUCAAAACAGACUGAUUCUAACCCUCAGAGCUCGUCCGUGAAACCACCUUCGUCUGCUGAGAGCACGAGUAAGGACAGCUCGGUUAAAAAGAGGAAGAGAAUACCGUAUACACUAGUUGAAGCAGUUAAGGGUAACCGCUGCCCUACUCCUGGUUGUGGUGGCAUAGGUCACAUCACUGGACUUUAUAGCAUGCACUAUGCUGUCUCUGGCUGUCCAUUGGCUCAUGGUAAAACACCAGAGGAAUGCAAAUCGCGUAGGGAUGAGUUGAACAAGAGUCGUGCUCAAGCUAGUCAGACUUUAGAGUCAGAGUCUGCUUUGUCUCCUCCUCCAAGGAAAAACCCUCGUCUUAUGGCUUCAAGAAACCUCUCGGCUACUCUCGACAGUGUAGCCAUUGGGGAUCCCUUACCUCCUAAUAAUACUCCUAGUUUUAAGACCCUCCCACCUAAUGAUAACAAGAAGCGCUUUAGGAUGCCCGAGUAUUACUUUAGGCCGGAGCCAAAGCUUGAAGGACUCACGUCAUCUCAGGACCUUCAGCUGUUUCGUGAAGCUCAGGCCAAAAUGAGAGAACAACUGGGCACAGAUGUAGAAGGGAAGCAUACUGACUAUAAACUAUCAAAGAUUAUUUUUGGCUGCUAUGAGAUUGAUACGUGGUACUCUUCUCCCUACCCACCAGAAUACACUGAACUGUCUCAGAUAUACGUGUGUGAGUUUUGUCUCAGAUAUUACAAGACGGUCGUGACUUAUAACAAUCACACUUCAUGUUGUGUCCAGAGGAGGCCUCCAGGUAGAGAGAUCUAUCGGAAGAACACUCUCUCCGUUUUCGAAGUCGACGGAGAAAAUCAUAAAGAGUACAGCCAGAAUCUCUGCCUCUUGGCAAAGCUGUUUCUUGACCACAAGACGCUAUACUUUAACGUGGAGCCUUUCCUCUUUUACAUUGUCACACGCUAUGAUGACACCGGCUGUCACAUAGUUGGAUACUUUUCAAAGGAGAAGCAUUCGCCUCAAGGAUUCAAUGUCUCGUGUAUACUAGUGAUGCCACCUCACAUGAGACGUGGGUACGGUCACCUCCUCAUUGAUUUCAGUUACCUAUUAACUAGGCACCAAGAGAAGGUCGGGUCGCCAGAGCGUCCCCUCUCAGACCUGGGGCUUCUCUGCUAUCGGAGUUACUGGAAGGAUAAAGUUUUAAGUUAUCUAACGAAACACAACUCACAGAGUAUAUCAAUGAAAGAGAUAAGUCUUGAGACUGGCAUCAGUGCUGAUGAUCUCAUCAGUAGUCUACAAUAUUAUCGCAUUUUAAAAUAUUGGAAAGGAAAGCACAUCAUCAUAAAGAAGAAGGAAUUGCUAGAGGAACAUUCUUGUAAAGUUGAGAGACACAAGUCGAGUGAUCUUACGAUUGAUGCAUCUUGUUUGAAAUGGAUGCCAACCACUUACCCUGUAUACCCUUAGCUCACCUCUCAUCACUACAAGAGUGGAUUUUAUUCUAUUGCUUUGUUAAUGUAUGGAGAUGUGUGUACACAUCAAGACGCUUCUUUUAUCUGUUUUGUAUGUUCUCUGGAUGUGUAGUGUGUCGUUUAGUGUAGAGACAAACUUAAAUAUCAAGAUCAUUUUUUUAUCAAUAA
Molecule: messenger RNA, 2541 nt
Organism: Amphimedon queenslandica
Lineage: Eukaryota; Metazoa; Porifera; Demospongiae; Haplosclerida; Niphatidae
Product: histone acetyltransferase KAT7-like
Exons: 13
Coding region: 224-2368 (714 amino acids)
Biological process (GO): regulation of transcription by RNA polymerase II
Cellular component (GO): nucleus; histone H3-K14 acetyltransferase complex; chromatin
Molecular function (GO): zinc ion binding; transcription coregulator activity; histone H3 acetyltransferase activity
Source: RefSeq, a predicted model, not a curated record